AUGCUUUCGAUGAUUUUAUUGCUAUGCCCAUUCAUGGACGUUGUACGUGGAGAUAGAGACGGGUCUGAGGAAGAAUUUUUUUAUCAAGCGUCUAUUAAGAGAGAUGAGAAGAUCGUUUGCGGCGGAACAGUAAUUAACGCAUACCACGUAAUUUCUGUCGCGCAUUGCUUCUAUAACCUUCCUACACACAGCAAACUACCUGUUGAUAACAUAUUUGCGGCCGCUGCAACCCCAGAGGAUAGCGAGGUGGUUUGGGUUCACGCUAAAGUUUUGAUUCAUGAACGUUUCGCCAUAUUAUCCUUAGAUAACGACUUGGAAAAAAAGUUUGCUGUCGAUGAAAAACGUUUUCCACUCAAAAUUAAUCAAGACCCUAUUGGUGAGGAAGACAAGUGUGUCCUUUGUGGAUGGGAAAAGGCGACGCCCCGUGAAAAGCGUAUAAAGAUGGAGGGAUUUAAAUGUGUAGACGAUGUUCCACUGAUAUCGAGGGAGAAAUGCCUUAAAACGCCCGAGUAUAAAUCUAUUGCUCAGCAAAAUUUCUGCGCUGGAGACGGAGGAGAUGCCAAAUUUUGCCACGUAAAAAAUAUUGUCGAAUUGCACAUUGUCUGCUUUAUUUGA
Molecule: messenger RNA, 615 nt
Organism: Brassicogethes aeneus
Lineage: Eukaryota; Metazoa; Arthropoda; Insecta; Coleoptera; Nitidulidae
Source: the annotation of a GenBank genome assembly